GAAUCGAUACUUGUUUCUGAACAAAAUAAAUAAAGAGUACAACUUGUAAGUAACAGCGUCAUUAUUAGCAAACAUCAUUGACAAUUUAUUUAAUUGGAGAGAUAUAUUUCAUUGUUUGUAAUUUAAGAAUGGGAUGCGAUGGCGGAACAAUUCCGAGGCGCGAUGAGCUGGUGCGCGUAAAGCAAAAGCCAGAGCAGAAAGACAAGGAUGCGGAGAGGGAGUUCCGCUGGCGCCACUGCACCUUGACCCAACAGAGCCUCCAGGAGCCCAUUGCUAUGUGCGGCAUGGGUAGACUCUACUCCAAACAGAGCGUCAUCGAGCGACUCCUCGAGAAGGAACCAAUGCCGGAGACAGCGGCUCAUGUGAAGAGCUUGAAAGACAUUCGCCAGCUGCACCCUACACCCAAUCCCGCCUUCACCGAGGAGGACAAGACCGAGGGUCUGCUGGACACACGUCAUGCUCCCUACAUCUGCAAGCUGAUUGGUCUGGAAAUGUCGGGCAAGUUCCGAUUUGUGGCCCUCUGGAGCUGCGGAUGUGUGGUUUCCGAGCGGGCCUUAAAACAGAUCAAAGGAAGCGCUGCCAGCACUUGUCCCUUGUGCCAGGCCCCCUACAGUGUAGAGGAUGUGGUGGUACUUAACGGCAACGACGAGGAUCUGGAACUAAUGAAGGUUAAAAUGGAAAUGCGAGCAGCCAAGCGCAAGUCAUCGAAAAAGGAGAAGAAGGAAGCUAAGAAAACAGAGAUUAAAGCUGAGCCAGAGGAUUCCGAGGAGCCCGUGGCAUCCACAUCCAAGUCAGCCGCUGUGGAUAAACCCACAACCAGCUCGAAAGUGAAAGCAGUAGCGAAGGUCAAACGAUUGGGGGCUGUAAAUGCCAUGCAAGAUCCGGAACUAAAGCGCCUUAAGAGCGACUUCAGCGUGGCCAAGGAUCCCAAGGCCACCGAUGUCUACAAAUCUCUUUUCACCACCCACAAGACAGAGAAGGAUCAGGAGCGCGCCCACUGGGUCACCUACAACCCCUUCUACAAUUAGUUUAGAGCUUAAGUUUGCUGUUUAAUAUCAGUCACUUGGGGACUUGUCCGUAGCUUGAACGUAGAAAACCAGACACAAAUAGUUCAAAAAAAUACAACCGACUAUGUAUCGUUCAGCCUACCAAAA
Messenger RNA from Drosophila ficusphila, 1154 nucleotides. RefSeq names its product replication termination factor 2. The record is from RefSeq and is a predicted model, not a curated record. Gene Ontology annotation, biological process: mitotic DNA replication termination; site-specific DNA replication termination at RTS1 barrier. Bases 129 to 1028 code for a protein of 299 amino acids. Lineage: Eukaryota; Metazoa; Arthropoda; Insecta; Diptera; Drosophilidae. Gene Ontology annotation, cellular component: nucleus. The transcript is spliced from 3 exons.